AUGGGUAUAGUUGAAGUUUGGGAACGUCGUAAAAGUUCAUCAGAAUAUAGCAUAUAUGAAUCGAGUUUGGAUAGCAGCUACGAAGAAUCGGAAAAGGAUUCAGACUAUGAGAGAAGAUAUAAGUCGAUAGACCUGUUUGAUAAUGAGUUGUCGAGAAAAUAUAGAGAUGACUCAGAUGUUGAGGAGAGGAGAUUAAAAGGAGACGAUGCUGAAGAAAAGAAGGAAGAUGAAGGAACAAAUCUUGAAACGGAGUACUCUGAUGAGCAGGAAUCGGAAACCGAUGUGUUUGAGUACGCUAACGAAUGGGAGCGGCUACAAUACAUAAGAGCAUACGGAAGGAUAGCGAACGAUGCGUUUUACAACUUCGACAUAGUGCCGAGGACGUGGCUGAGCGUGUUUUACAUAUCGUCAGUGCACAACAUGGAAAAUGUGCCUCAAAAUUAUUUCUACUCUAUCAAGGUGGGUCACGUGAACCCGCACGCAAGCUCAAGCUUCCCGGAAAUGAAGAUGUACACACCACUGUAUAGCCUGAAGGAGGGAGAGAGAUACACGUUCACGGUGCCAAUUUUCCUCUGGAAGAGAAAGAAGUUGACGAUACCGUACGGAGAGUUUAAAAACUAUAUUGUCAAGAUAGACAUGUGGAAAAAGCACAAGUUCACGCUGAACACACUGCACGCGACGCAAACGUUGACGUUUUUUGACAUAAUAAACAACAAGUCGAGCUUCACAAUGUCGCUGAACAUGACGGUGCCGAAGAUAAAGGAGGGAGAGAAGGAGAAGAAUGCAAUAACUGAGGAGUCAGAAAACAAUAUACCACUGCACAAGUUGAACGUAGUGAUGCUGUUGGAGGAGAUAUUUGACUUUUUGUUCGUUUUCGAGAACUGGUGGUUCACGAAGAACGCAAACGUGUCGGACGCGGCAGUAAACGCGCCGAAAACGAUAAAAAUAUCAAUGCAGACGUCAAUGGGAGGCAGGUGGGUGACGAAAACGGCAAUGAUGUCGUACGACGACUACUGGGCCAGUCCAGGGCACUUUACAUUCACAGGGACGUUUCGACAGUUGAAGAUUUCGUACUUCACAGUGAAGGUGUACAGCGUGACGAAGAAGUUCUGGAGAAAGUCAGUGACGCUCCUGGGAACGUGCGUAAUGUCGCUGAAGUCAGUAAGAGAGUAUCCCUUGGUGAGAGGAAUAGUCAAGAAGCUGGCAAUUGGAACGCAGAAUAUGCAAAUAGGGACGAUCCAGGGGAACAUCAGGUGCUCGCACAAGAGCGCGGGGCUGCAGCAUGCAGACUAUGUGAAGAAGAGGCUGGUGCAGCCAAUAUCAGGCUCGGCGCUCCUGACGCACCUCGACAAGAGUUGCCAGUACCUGGUGAUAAGGCUGCUGAGAUGCGAAAACUUGCCGGCAACGAACACGGACACGUACUCGUCGGACCCGCUGGUGAAGGUGAAGUGGGAUGGAAUCGUAAACUUCACGUGCACAAUGGAGUCGACUACGAGUCCAGUGUAUAACCAGAACAUGUACUUCCCGAUACACCUGGUGGACACCUCGGAGCUGGUGAUCCCGCCGCUCGUAAAAUACAGCCUGCCGAUGGACUUGGCGUCAAAAGGCCCUGUGAUAAUGGAGGUCUGGGACAGCGAAGACACGUCCAGUGAGUUCCUGGGAGCAGUGGAGGUCCCACUGUACAGGUUGUUCAACGAGGGCUACAUAGAUUCGAGAAGCCUGGUGGACGGAAUAUACACAGAGCCAUCGAAGCAGCCCCUGGGAAACAAGGACGCAGGGGACCAGAACGACUUCGUAACAUACUCAGGGUUCUCAAACGACAUAGACAAGAGGUACGAGACGAAGGUAUACUCAGACACGCUGACCCUGACGGGAUACACAGUGCCUCAUAGAGGAGCUAAGCCCUCUAUCACUUUUGAAAUGUACAUAUUGCCGCCAAUGCCAAUUGACCUGAAGAUCCCAAACGAUAAAAAGAGGCAGAUAAAGUCGGAUACCUAUAGGGACCUGAGAAGGCGCUGGGACAGAGAGUUUGACCUGUGGCAGAAGAUGUACAGAGACCAGACGCUGUCGAACUUCCCGCACAGAAGGUUCCUGAGCACGACGGCCAACAACGCGCUUUCGAGCGAUGUGUUCCCAUCUGAGGUGAUACUACUGUCGCGUUUUGUGACGCCGAUACAAGUGUCGUCAGUGUUGAGGCCUCCAGGGCACCUGCUGCACUGGAUAUCCAAUUUCGGGUUGAAGGACGACUCAGUGGAGCGACUGGGAGACUUGGCGAAGAUAGAAUCGUGGCAGCACCCGUCCAGGUUCCUGACGACGAGGAAGGGCGGACUUCACGACAGAACGCUGCUGCUGUGCAGCUGUUUGCUGGGUCUGGGCUACGACGCAUACGUGUGCAAGGGGACCGUCAAGGGCGGAAUGGUGGAGCACUGCUGGGUGAUGACAAGACACUCGGACUCCACAGUGUCCUUUUGGGAAACGGGAAACAAGAAGAUAACGCACCUGCCAAAAAGGUGGAACAUGGCGAGCUACGAAGCAAACAUGUACGAGGACGUUAACGAGGCGAAGGCGCCAUUGUUGGAAAAUUACCAGGCCGUAACGUUUCAGCCCUCCUCGGACAUGCAAAGGUUCCAGCAGGCAAACCAGAAUACACACGAGCUGACGAAGUUUGAAAUGUACGGAAGUAACUACGUGCCUGACCAGAAGGUGGAUCUCAAGGCGCUGAUGCACCGUCAAGACGAAGUGGACUUCGACACGUCGGCGAUAACGGAGAACCUGAACAAGCUGUUAUACGAAAACCCGCAGAAGAAACUGGAAUUUGGGUCAACAGUAAAGAAAAUAAGGCCUCGAGAGGACUUGUUGAUACCAAAUGAGACAUUGGUACCAUUGCCUUAUUCAUCAAUAGAAACGGUUUUUAAUAAUAAGCAGCUUUGGGGAAAUAUACAAAACCACCAUCCAUCGUGUAUAUUGUACGAUUUAGAAGAUCCGUCGCAGUGGAAACCGUUUCUGAAAGUGCCUUUGGAAAAUGAGUUUCUGUCAAACAUACAAGUAACAGAGCCACCAUCAGACUAUACAUGCCAUGAGACUGCCAGGGAUAUAGUCAAUGAAGUGGGCGACAUGAUAGAGUUGAUGAGGGCACAGAGAGGGUUGAGGUGUUCGAUUUCAAAGGAUUUGCAAAUGCACGAGCAUCUGGACAAGUUUUUAGAAGUGAUGGAGUUUAGACAGAAGCUAGACCCACAAUUUGACCCGGGAAUGCCACCAAACCUCCUGGGAUGGAGUAACAGGAAGAAGCUGAAGAGGAUGAUAAAGAAUGAAAAGGGCCAGAUGAUGCUCAACGAAAUGCAAAAAUCGGCACUGUUAGAAUACGAGGAUUCUGAACCAUCAACAGAGGCAUCGGCAACAAAGUCGGAAAAGGCUGUGGAAAAGGAAGGUGAUGAGGAGGAUCAACAACCAUAUCCAGAGGAUGGAGAAGAAAAUAAACAGGAAGAACAGGGUUUAGACACCCAAGAACAAAAACAGGAGCAACCGGAUCAACAAGGAGUAGUGGAACAAGAUGGAGUUGAAGGGGUGGACGAUCAGCCCGAAGUUGAAAAAAAGGAGGAACCAGUAAGAAACAAAAAAUCUUCACGAAGAAGGUCUAGGAGUGGAAGAAGACACAGAAGGCACGAGAAAAAAUCGAAGCCGCUGGAUAAAAUCGCAUUUGAUAACCCAAAACACAGCUGUAGUGUGAUUAGUGCACUGAAGAGAUGUAGCAUAACCCCGAAGGGAAUAAAAAUUAAGGUAAAGAGGCAAAGCAAGCACGUGAAGAUCCCCAAAUGUAAAGGCAAGAUCGUCCCAAGUUACUGCGCAGCAUUUGAGGAUGUGGUACAGCUGGAGGUCCCUGAUGUUAAACUGUACUCAAAGUUCAGUCCAUUGAGUGUGCCAUCAAGUCCAGGGCUUUCCAGAACUCCAAUGUCAGACAUGUCAAAAUUCAGUGAGAAGUGUGAGGCCAGGACGCAGUUCUCAGAGAUAAUAAGAGCAGUAACGCACAGAAUGAACCCACCUAUGGAAAACAGAGCGCCUGUGUCAAACAGAAUAAGAAUGAAGGUGGAGAAGAGGAACCUGAAGCUGAUAAAUAAAAUGAAUCAGCCUGCGUACGUGAUAAAGGGCAGGAAGAGCGUGCUGAGUGGCAUAAUAUCCAGGGUGAAAAAGGUCAUACCGGACCUGUACAGAAUACCGGGCUUCAUGGACGACAUGCAGAAGGUGAUACCGAGGCCUGAGUACUACAGCGAGUACGUGUACUCAAACUACGCAAUACCGCAAGAGUUCAAGGUCUUCGAAAAGAAGGAGACUUCGAGCUGGUACUGGUACUACGAAAACGAGGCGAGGCACUACGCGUGGCAGAAGAGGCUGCCUGUGAUGGCGAACCACACGUUCAUAGGAAUACCAAUCCACUUCUGCACGAGCGACGUCAACGAAAUAAUGAACCUGCUGUGCUCAGACCGGAGGUUCAAAAGGUUCCUGGUGAACAAGGUCGACGACUCAGUGUUCGUGAUCUACGCGAGGGUGUUUCCUCUGGUGGGAAACAUACUGUCCACCUGGGUGUUCAUAGGCUGCCACAUCCCGUGGCGAAUAUAG
Theileria orientalis strain Shintoku is the source of this 4614-nucleotide messenger RNA. RefSeq lists its product as uncharacterized. The coding region runs from base 1 to 4614 and encodes 1537 amino acids. Lineage: Eukaryota; Apicomplexa; Aconoidasida; Piroplasmida; Theileriidae. The transcript is spliced from 5 exons. The record is from RefSeq and is a predicted model, not a curated record.